GGUAUACAAAACUCCGCUUACAUCAUCCGGAGCUUUGCUCGACGCUGCUAUAAAAGCCGGAGGGUGGGUAAGGAACUUUAUCAUUCGCGCCGAGUUCUUCGCAGCACCGCGUGUCCCUCAAAGUUUUUUACGUCGCAGUACUUUCCUUCCGUUCGUUUUUUUUUUGCACUUUCUUUUGACGAGAUGGCGAAAACUCACACGAUCGAUUACAACCACUUCAUCAACACCCACAGCUCGAGACGAAGGCCCGCACUCACCAGGGAGCUGACUAAACUUCAAUACGGAGCAGGCAAGGAGUCGAUCUCCCUAGCGGAAGGUAUGCCGAACGAGGUCACCUUCCCAUUCCAGGCGAUCAAUUUCGUCCUGAAGGACGGCCUGUCGAUCACUCUCCAAGGUCAGCAGUUAAACUCGGCGUUCCAGUAUAUUCCCACUCAAGGUUACCCGCCGCUGCUUAAAAAAUUGAGAGAUUUCACGUACCAGAUGCAUAUGCCUCCGAACUGGCACAACACGGACAUUAUCAUGACCAACGGGUCGCAAGACGGUAUUAGCAAGACGCUCGAGAUGCUCAUCGAAGAUGGUGAUGAUGUUCUGGUGCAGAAUCCGUUAUACGCAGGCACCGAAGUCAUCCUGAAACCGUUCAAGGUCAACCUAAUCGGCAUCGAGCAGGACGAAUUCGGCAUUCUGCCGAGCAAACUGAUCGACGCCCUUGAAAACUGCAAAGCCUACACGGAAGAAGGCGGAGGGAGGAAGAUGCCAAAAUGCAUCUACCUCAACCCGACAGGUUCGAACCCGACGGGUGCCACAAUGUCUCUCGAGAGACGUAAGGAGGUUUACGAUAUUUGCUGCAAGUACAACAUCCUUAUCCUCGAGGACGACGCUUAUUACUUCCUGCAUUUCCUCGAAGAAAGACCUGUGUCGUUUUUGUCGUUGGACGUUGAAGGAAGAGUAAUAAGGUUCGACUCCAUGUCGAAAGUAUUAUCGUCGGGGUUGAGACUCGCGUGGCUGACCGCCCCCAAGCCUUUGGUGAGGAACGUGGAGCUUCACAUGCAGAGCUCGUUACUGCACUCUAGCACAUUGUCGCAGGUGAUCCUCGACAACCUGCUUACCAAGUGGGGUUACCAAGGGCUCAUUUCCCACGGUGCUUACGUCUCCGCAUACUACAAGGCUCGUCGCGACUUUACCGUCGCGUGUAUGGAGAAGCACCUGAAGGGUCUUUGCGAAUGGACCAUCCCCAGUGGCGGUAUGUUCGUUUGGAUUAAAGUCCACGGCGUCGCAGACGUCUACGACAUGCUGAUGACUCGCGGUCUCAAAAAGAACAUCACGUUGGUGCCCGGACACGCGUUCAUGGUUGAUCCCACCGAAGCCUGCAACUGCAUCAGGGCGUCCUACAGUAAGGCAACCCUCAAACAGAUAGACAAGGCGAUGCAACUGUUGGGCGAACUGAUAAGGGAAGAGCACGUGUUGUUGCGAAGGAAGCUCGACGGUUUGGAGAAUUCGAUACUUAGAUAGUUGUGAUGUACGGGUCGGAGAAUAUAAAUAUUGAAGGGGGGCGUAUAUGGGGAUUUUCUUGGGCCCCGCCCUCCGAUAUAACCCGAGCGCGCGCAAGCGCGUUUCUUAUUACCAGGGUGUGUUAGAGCCUGGCGUCUUGGUGGCUGCCUAUGGAGUCGGGUGGAGGAAAUCUGGGGGGUUCUCGCGACAUUCGUGACUUAGAAGUAUACGUAAUUUAAUUAAUUUGACUUGUAAAUAAAACGAUGA
Messenger RNA from Cylas formicarius (sweet potato weevil), 1755 nucleotides. Its product is annotated as kynurenine/alpha-aminoadipate aminotransferase, mitochondrial-like. Gene Ontology annotation, biological process: biosynthetic process. Lineage: Eukaryota; Metazoa; Arthropoda; Insecta; Coleoptera; Brentidae. The transcript is spliced from 4 exons. The coding region runs from base 184 to 1509 and encodes 441 amino acids. The record is from RefSeq and is a predicted model, not a curated record. Gene Ontology annotation, molecular function: pyridoxal phosphate binding; L-kynurenine:2-oxoglutarate transaminase activity.